UUGACAAAUUUCAAAACACAGCUAGCCAAAUUCCAGAAGAUCCAUAAUAAUUCGAAACUAUUGGCACAUAUUGUAACUGCCAUGCAUAGAUCUGCCACUCAUUUGUCCAUAAAUUGAGCUUAGAUCUUGAACACAUCUUAGUCAAUCCCACCUUUGACACGACCAUUAGUCUUGCAUGCAAAACCUCUACUAGUUCAUUUAAGUAGCAUUGUAUAGACUUUCCCAUUUAGGCUGCAAUGAGAUUCUCACAGCCAUGUCUAAGUUUGUUACUAGUUUUAGCCAAUGUCUUAGUCGAUAACUGUGUUGCAGCUGAACUUCCCAACAAUGGCCAUAGACUCAACCCGGCGUGCUUUUGGUUAUACCCUCCACCGGAUUAUGACUAUCCUAGCCCGACUCUGACGCCACCAUUAGAAUCCCCAAAUCCGCCAACACAUGGACGGCCUCCUUCACCAAAACCUCCAAUUAGUCCACCCCCAACUCCAACCUCUCCACCAAAACCUCCUUGUUCUCCCCCAAAAAAGCCACCUCCAACUCCAACUUCUCGACCAAAACCCCCUUGUUCUCCCCCAAUAAAGCCACCUCCGACUCCAACUUCUCCGCCAAAACCCCCUUGUUCUCCCCCUAUAAAGCCACCUCCAACCCCAACUUAUCAACCACCACCAGUACCCACAGCUCCACCAAAACCCCCUUGUUCUCCCCCAAUAAAGCCACCACCAACUCCAACUUCUCCACCAAAACCUCCUUGUUCUCCACCAAAAAAGCCACCUCCAACCCCAACUUAUCAGCCACCACCAGUACCCAUAACUCCCCCAAUUAUUAGUCAUCCCCCACCAACUCACAAACCUCCAGCAUGUCCACCAACCCACAAGCCACCUCCAACCUCCCCACCACCAAAGGCACAUCAACCCCCUCCACAAAUAUCACCACCAGUUCAAAAACCUCCUCCAACUCCAACUUAUCAACCGCCAACACCAUCUCCUCCAAUAUCUAGUCCUCCACUUUUGCCUCCACCAACGCCUAAACCUCAUCCAUGUCCACCUACCCCCAAACCUCCUAUUAAACCUCCAGAAACACCACCUACAAAACAGCCUCCAUCAUCUCCUCCACUAGUUUAUACACCCCCAGUAAGCCCUCCUCCAACAUAUGGAUACCCUCCACCAUCAUACCAGACAUAAUCAACUAUAGUCCAUUUAAAGUUCAAGUAAGUUUAUUACAAAAGAUGUCUAUUUAAGACUAAAAAGUUUCUUUCUCUGUCUCUGUAAUGCAUCUCAUUGAAGCCAAGCUUGUAGUAAUACUUACUUUGAAAAAAUAAAAUGUAUGGAGGGCAUUAAUAUAGAAGACGUCUGUUUUAUUAAGUCAAUAAUGAUUCUAUUAUGUUAUUUCCAUCAAGCAUAGAUUAAUUGUAGGAAAAUUAUUAAGUACUCCUGGGUACUUUUUUUGAGAAUCAACUCCUGGGUACUUAAUCAUCAUAAACUCAUAUAAGCAGAUCAUGCUCUACGGCACAUUUCAGACUUUCCAUAUCCCUAUUGCCAAAGCAACCAUCACAAAGUGGAUAUCACUUAAUAUUUAACUUAAUUAUCCUUUGUCAUCAACAGGCCAUGCAUUAAAUAAUUAAAAUUAAGCAAAUCUCUCGAGUAUUUUAAUCUUCUACAAUCGAUAGCUGCAAGCU
This is a messenger RNA of Quercus lobata, 1669 nucleotides long. RefSeq names its product proline-rich extensin-like protein EPR1. The coding region runs from base 237 to 1175 and encodes 312 amino acids. The transcript has a single exon. NCBI's taxonomy places the organism in Eukaryota, Viridiplantae, Streptophyta, Magnoliopsida, Fagales, Fagaceae. The record is from RefSeq and is a predicted model, not a curated record.